Camellia sinensis is the source of this 1588-nucleotide messenger RNA. Its product is annotated as pectinesterase 2. Gene Ontology annotation, biological process: cell wall modification. NCBI's taxonomy places the organism in Eukaryota, Viridiplantae, Streptophyta, Magnoliopsida, Ericales, Theaceae. The record is from RefSeq and is a predicted model, not a curated record. Gene Ontology annotation, molecular function: pectinesterase activity; enzyme inhibitor activity.
AUGGCAAGAAAGAUCCAACUGCUUGUAAUUUUCUUAUCCUUCACUUCCUUUUUCUCACCAACCUCAUCCAUAACCUCCUCCAACGACAUUGACUGGUGGUGCAACAGAACUCCCUACCCAAAACCAUGCAAGUACUACAUUGGUCCAAAUCAUUUUGCGCUGAUAAACAAUACAGAGUUUGGAAAAAUGAUGGUGCAAGUUGCCAUGGAUCAAACCCUUAAUGCAUGGAGAGAUGCGAAGCAGCUUAUACCCAAGUGCCAAGAUGAGCGCGAAAAUGUCGCAUUGGCUGAUUGUUUGAGCCUUUACGAUCACACUAUUCUCCAACUCAACCGAAUCCUAAAACCUGACACCAAGUAUAAUCAAUUUGAUACACAAACUUGGCUUAGUACUGCCCUCACAAAUCUUGAUACAUGUCGUGCAGGUGCAGUAGAGCUAGGUGUUUUGGACUUCCUCAUGCCUAUCAUGUUGAACAAUGCUUCAGAGCUAAUUAGUGACAGUUUGGCUAUUAACGAUGGGUUGCAAGGGCAAAAACAUUACAAUGAGAGGUUUCCGAGUUGGGUGUCUAGCCAUGAUAGGAAGCUUUUGCAGUCAUCAUCACCGGUUGGGAAAGCCAAUCUCGUGGUGGCUAGAGAUGGAUCAGGUCAUUUUCGCACCAUUAGAGAGGCUCUUGUUGCAGCAGCGAAUAGGAGUGGAAAUAGGAGGUUUGUUAUUCAUGUGAAAACUGGUGUUUAUAGCGAAAAUAUUGAAAUUGGCAUGGACUUGGAUAACAUCAUGGUGGUCGGAGAUGGGCUUAAAGAAACCAUUAUCACCGGCAGCCGGAGUGUUGGAAGUGGCACUACUUCUUUUAAUUCUGCAACAGUAGGCAUUAUGGGCAAUGGAUUUAUUGCCCGUGACAUCACAUUUCGUAACACAGCUGGACCACAAAAUUACCAAGCAGUGGCUCUCCGAUCAGGCUCCGAUCAAUCUGUCUUCUACCGCUGUGGUAUCCAAGGAUACCAAGACACCCUUUUCGUCCUAUCACAACGACAAUUUUAUAAACAAUGCAACAUAUACGGAACAAUAGACAUCAUAUUUGGAAACGCAGCAGCUGUAUUCCAAAGCUGCACUAUAUAUGUAAGGAGGCCACUGCACGGACAAGACAACGUGAUAACAGCACAAGGUCGUGCUGAUCCAAACCAAAAUACAGGGAUUUCGAUACAUAAUUCGCGUGUCAUGGCCGCGCCAGACCUAAAACCGGUGCUUAAUUCGUUCAAAACGUACUUGGGGAGGCCUUGGCAGCAGUACUCGCGGACUGUGUAUCUUAAAACUUUUCUUGAUGCAUUGGUAGACCCUGCUGGAUGGUUGGCAUGGGAGUAUACAGACUUUGCCCUUGAUACUGUAUAUUAUGGAGAAUAUGGAAAUUAUGGGCCGGGAUCUUUGACUAGUGGCAGAGUGAAGUGGCCGGGUUUUCGGCAUAUAACUGACCCGAAAGAGGCCUCAAUGUUUACUGCCGGAAACUUUAUUGCCGGCCGGUUGUGGCUGCCUGCUACCGGUGUCCCAUUCACUAUGAGCUUGUGAUUAUGGCUUACAUCAUACUGCAUAUUCCUUC